Messenger RNA from Pomacea canaliculata, 1625 nucleotides. RefSeq lists its product as uncharacterized. The transcript is spliced from 4 exons. The record is from RefSeq and is a predicted model, not a curated record. Bases 253 to 903 code for a protein of 216 amino acids. Lineage: Eukaryota; Metazoa; Mollusca; Gastropoda; Architaenioglossa; Ampullariidae.
GCAAUCCAGGAUAUAGAGCUCCGUCUACCGCGUGCUAAAGGUCGGCACAGGCGAGGUGUGUCUUAGUCGGCUUUACCUCCAUACUCACUCACACACUCCACUGAGGUGUCUCUUCUAAGACCUACUUUAGCCACAAUUUCCGUUUUCUCGACUGAUUUUAUUUUGUGGACAGCAACCUGGUGACUAACUUGGAAAUUCAACAGCUGUCUGCUGGGAGGGAUUUGUCACUGAUACAGUGUUCGUGUGUUUACCAUGUCACCGGAAGCUGUGGUCCAGGUUCUGUUGCUGGUCACCGGCCUGGCUGCUGCCCAAGAGCCACAGUGGGGCUUCCAGUCGUACCUUGACGAGGAUUUCACUGUCGUGUGCAACGAUUCCAGUCUCAUUCUCGAGCCAUAUAACUUCGUGGUUUGGGAAACGCCAGUUGGAGACCUGAUUGAAAUAAAUACACUCGACAAAUACGUCGUCAGUAAUGUCGGAAAGGUCAUCAACAUGCACCUGACCAUCAAAAACGUGCAGGAAGCCGACAAGGGAGUCUACCUGUGUCACGUGUACACGGAUGCACAGAAAAUUCAGAAGAGAGGUCGCAUGCUGCGGGGGUUGAACAUCGGAGGGCCAAUGUACCGCGAGCCGUUUGACGAGUACCGCGACCAUCUGAUGGUGGGCGGCAUCUGCGCCCUCAUCCUCCUCGUGCCUCUGAUGACCCUAUGUCUGCUCUACAAGUUCCGCUACCAGAGCAAGGAGGUGCUGGCUGCCAAGCGUGAGGCCCGACUCAUGGCCAUGGCCCGCCAUCACCAGCUACAGAACGGACUCUCCGACCAGGGGACAGAAUUCUCCACCAUGAGUGAAGGAGGGGAGAUAAAUCACGUUUACACAAACUAUGACGAGAAGAGCACUCAUUUGUGAAAUGUUUCUUUUUUUCUGUCGAGUCGGACAAUUUACGAAAAAAAGGAAUAGACUGUAUUUUCAAACAUAUUAAGCUGGGGCUCUUUCAUAUAGAGAUGCCACUAAGCCUGGUCUGCUUUUGUCAAUUUGAUUACUGUUUAGAAAUGAAACAAUUCAGUGCCGAGAGAUCUUGAAGGGUGUGUGUGUACAGAGAACAAAGAUGUGAAUAAUUACAAGGAUUGUAGAUAUCUUAUCAAAUGCUGUUAUGUAUUUCUGAUCUUACUGGAUAACUCAGGAAUAAUGAAAUUGUAAAAUUAUAUUUCGCUUUCAGAAUACUUCAUUUACAUUUGUCCUCACAUACAGACAUGCAAGCGCACAGAGAGAAAGAGAGAGAUUCAAGCAUACACACACAAGCACACACACACACACGGGUAUGCAAGCACAUACACACAGACACGCAAGCGCGCACACAAACACAGAGAGAAGAAGACAGAAAGAAUGUCAGUCUAAAACCAGUCCAUACGUCACUCGAACAAGGGAAACAACUGCACUAUAACUUCAUUCACCCACCCCCAUUUCAUUUCCUUCUUUUUAUUCUUCCAUUGUUUAUUCUGCACUAUUUAUUAUCGUGAUCUGUAAUUGCUGUAUUGUACAAUCAUAGCAUCGCUUUGUACAUAGCUGUACAAUAAUUAUCACGGGAUUAUAUUCAUGUCAUCUGAGUAAACAGUUGAGUUUUUAAGGAA